This is a messenger RNA of Diaporthe amygdali, 1419 nucleotides long. RefSeq lists its product as uncharacterized. The coding region runs from base 1 to 1419 and encodes 472 amino acids. Lineage: Eukaryota; Fungi; Ascomycota; Sordariomycetes; Diaporthales; Diaporthaceae. The transcript has 2 exons. The record is from RefSeq and is a predicted model, not a curated record.
AUGAAGGUCACUGGGACGACGCUGCUGCCGCUCCUGCUGGCGACAGCUACAGCUCAGCAUGUCAAGCUGCCUGGCUCUGCAGUCGAGCCGCGAUGGGCAACGACCGAUCACCAUGUCUCGCCAAGGGCAGGCAACUCGUCUGCCUGGCCAUACGGACCCUUCAGCACCAAGGGCAGGGACAUCGUCAAUGCCAGAGGUGAUGUUAUCACCUGGGCGGGAGUCAAUUGGCCCAUGAGUGGAGAGACAAUGGUGCCCGAAGGUCUGGAAUGGGCUUCCGUGGAGGAAAUUCUCGACGAUGUGGCCAGCGUUGGGUUCAACUUUUUGCGAAUGGGUUACGCCAUCGAGAUGAUAGACCAAAUCUACGACCGGGAAGGAGACGAUGUUCCUCUGGAGGUUGCUAUGAUUCAAGCCCUCGGAUACGUCAACGGUACCAAGGUCACAAAUGAGAUCAUCAAGAGGAACCCAUCUUGGACACGAGAGACGACGAGGUUCGAGAUCUGGGGCGACAUCGCCAAAGCCGCCGCUACGAAGGGACUCUUUGUCCACCCGGAUGUGCACGUUGGCAAGGCACAAUGGUGCUGUUCACACAUCGACGGGAAUGCAUGGUUUGACGAUGUGAACUUCAACACCACCAACUGGCUACGCGGCCUUUCGUAUGUCGCAAACUGGGCCAAGGACCACCCGAAUAUUGUCUCCAUGUCCCUCCGCAACGAGCUGCGCGAGUCUUGGAACGUUACGGAUCUCUACUACAACUGGCAGACCCUCGUCGGCAACAUGAGCGCGGGUAGCGACGCCAUCCACGAGUCAAACCCAGACCUGCUGAUCACAUGGUCAGGUUUACAGUAUGAUGAAGACUUAAGUGCUUUAGUCAGUAAAAAAAACAUCCUUACUGCACCAUGCUACAAGUGCACGGCGAUCGUGGAUGCUUACCGCCGCGACCCGGUCUACUUCGACCUGGACAGCUAUCCCUGGGCCGACAAGCUGGUCUGGGAGCUUCACCUGUACGGUUCUAGCGAGGACGUCGAUACAGGCACGUGCGCUAUCAUCGAAGCAGGGCUGUACCGCAACGGCUUCAACGCGCUCGGCAUAGACCCUCCCGCGGCAUGUAACAUCACCAACGAUUGCCCACCCGCCCAACGCAUCACCCCAGUUGUCCUGACCGAGUUUGGGCACGGUCAGGACCCCACCAUGUAUAAUGCCACAUUGCAGAGCUGCCUUCAGGACUAUACCAAGAAGCACGGCAUAUCUUGGGCGAUGUGGAGCCUUGCUGGCAGUUACCGGAUCAGAUCUGGCACGCAGGGGCUUAUUGACACUUGGGGCCUGACGAACUUCAACUGGACAGGAUGGAGCUUUCCUGAGGGCAUCGAGGAGUACUGGAAACCUUGGGUUGCCGCAAUGAAUGUCACCAGAUUAAAUUGA